Messenger RNA from Caenorhabditis sp. 36 PRJEB53466, 4562 nucleotides. The record is from the annotation of a GenBank genome assembly. NCBI's taxonomy places the organism in Eukaryota, Metazoa, Nematoda, Chromadorea, Rhabditida, Rhabditidae.
AUGACGGAAAAUGCGCAAAAGUAAGUUUUCUUGCUUAAAAAAAUUGCAAAAAUCGUUUUUUAGUCUUCCACGAAACAAAAACGGUUUCCUCUAUCAGCACACCAAAUUGCUGCCGUAUUCCGAAAAAUCGGGGGCCGUUUUCAAACUGACCGGCCAGAAAUUCGACAUGAAUCCGUUCAAUUUCACCGCGGAAGAGGAGGAGAAAAUUCGCAAAAAUUGGGCGAAAUUUCAAAAAGAAUUCAAAAUUCCCGCCGAUUGGCACAUUUGCGAUGUGAUCGGAUAUCCCGAGAGUUUAAAGAAUGAGAAAAACAUUGAGAAGGUAACUUAAUAUGGUUUCCUUUAAAAAUGAUUUUUUUUAAAUACAGAAAAUCUUUUCAGAAACCCGACCUUCCGAAUCAAAAACAAAUCCGAAAGUAUCUGUGGCCACUGCUGUGCGACGGAAUGCCCAAUCGGAUGGCCGCCACGGUGCGUAGAAUUAUUUGGCGAAUUCACAAUUUCAUUCCGGAUCCUGAGUACGCGUUUCUCUUUAAGCGUUUGUGGAAAGAAAAGGAGAAAAUUUUUUACAGAAAAAGCGUGCGCAACCUGAACGGCUUCCUCUACCAGCAUUCGAUGGUGGGAAAAGGCGGGCAGCAGAAUAUCAAAAUUAGAAGAGUGGGCGUGAAAUUGGAUUCGGACAUUCGAACGUUCACCGAGGAAGAGGACGAAAAAAUCCGAGAGAAUUGGAAGAAGUGCACGCAAAAAUUGGAAAUUCCCGAUGACGUCAGCAUUUUCGACGUGGUCAAAUCGAAUUUGCUGGGCGAAGAUCCGAAUGAGGUACCAGAGAUGGGCGGCACGUUUCUGAGUCCGCCACAGCGCCUAGCUAUCCCGCGGACCGUCGGCUGCUUGAUGGGCGCCAGUGCUGCCCCAAAUCGGAACUUCCCGAAUCAGAACUGGUACGAAUCAGAACUAUUUUCAGUGCUACUUGGUUCUGAUUCGUACCAGUUCUGAUUCGGGAAGUUCCGAUUCGGGGCAGCACCUGGGCGCCGCGGCCGCUGAUUCAUCUUACCAUUCUUUCUUUAUGAACAUGUUCUUCAUGACCAGCACUUGCAAAGAGCCACAAAAUCUGCAAUUUUCGAGUGGCGAUUGAUUGGGCGUGAGAAUCGAAUUCAUUCUACACUAUUUUAUGUAGAAAAUGUUGGCAAAAGGAUUCUCAUUGUCACAUGCGCGCCGAGUCGGUCAACGUAUGUUGUCGGAGACUUCAGAUGCGUGCCGCCGGAGAACGCACGAUUCAUUUUGGCCGAAUUUUGAUCAUCAUAUAACAAUGAGAAACCCCUUGCCAAAAUUUUCAUCAUAAAAUAAUGUAGAAUGAAUUCGAUUCUCACUUGCUCAAAAAGAAGGAAAGGGAAGAUGAAUCAGCGGCCGCGGCGCCCACCAAGCAGCCGAAAGUUCGCGGAAACGUGUUCGUUCUGCAAAAACUAUUGAUUUUUGCAGCAUUUGCCGAUUCCGAAUUGGGUGGAAAAGAAAAAGUACCUGUGGCCGACGUUGUGCGACGGAAUGCCGAAUCGGAUGGCGGCCACGGUGCGCGAGCGGAUUCGCUGCAUUUUCGAUCCGAAUUUCGAGGGAUUCGACGAGAAAAUCGAGGACAUUUGCACAAAUUUCGAGGAGGACGACGACCGGAGAAUACGGAAAAAUUGGAAGAAAUUCCGAAAAUCCCACGAAAUUCGCGACGAUUUGCAUCCGUUCGCAUUGAUCUCACUCAACAAUUCCGAUCCGCACUUCUAUGAGUCUUAUUUUGAAAAGGUUUUGAUGUUUUCUGGAAUCUGUCUGGAAUUUCUCACAUUUUCCAGAACUCGCCAAUCGAGAAUUUCGAUGAGAUUCGCUCGAGUUUCCUGCCGGAAAUGCGCAACAAACUGGUGAAUCGGAGCGAAAAAGCGGUCGAAAGCCGCAUUGCGAAAUGCUUGAAUUUGCGAUUUUUCGACAAAAACUAUCGGGCGGACGAGGAGGAGAAGAAGUGAUUUUUUGAAAUUUUUCUGAAAUUUGUUUGUCUUUUUAGGUUGCCACGCGACAAAUACGGACAAUUGCGACAGCAUUCGAAAAGAAGCCAAGUUUUGCCGUACGGCGACAAGGAUUGCUGGAAUUUCAGCCGCGAAGAGGACGAGCGAAUAAAACAGAAUUGGCGCCGAAUCUGCGAGAUUUUCGCCAUCGAUCGACCCAUUUUCGACUUUGUCUCCACGGAGGUUCGUGCGUUUUUUUUUGUUGUUGGCGAGGAUGCAAUGCUGUAGAUCAAAACAGAGGGUUUUUGCAGAAACACAGUGACGCGUCGCUUCCGCAUCCAUUUGCCGAGCGUCUUGGCUUCUUUUUGUGCGACGGACUGCUCGAGCGCAAUUUUCAGACAAUUUCCAAACGUGUUCCGUACAUUUUCGAUCCGUUCUACAAAGAAAAUGAUGGUUAUAACACGGUAGAGCUCACAGAGUUUGUUUCUUUCUCAUUUACUUCAAUGUUACCACCUCAAAAGUCUACUGUCACUCUGGGUGGCUCCUAAUUACCGACAAAUGUUUGAUGACGUGUAAAUCCAGAAGGAGAAGUCCGAAAGAUUACAAUUAACAGCCACUUAAAGUUGCUAGACUCGCCAACGUUUCUUCAGCCGUCUUCGGCUCCUUUGCCCAUUUCUUAGACCCCAGAAACGUUAGAUUAUAUCAUAAACGAUGACAUGGUUGUUUGGCUUGGUGUCACGGUACAAUCUAACGUUUCUAAAGUCUAAAGCCAAUCUAGGACAAUACCGGACAAGCACCUAAAAAUCAAUGUAUGUACCGAAAGAAGCGCAAAGGUACGGUAGAUGGCAUGACUUAUACAAUCUAAAACUUGCAACAAAACCAGAUUAGCAUCGCAAAGAAAUGCUUCUCACUCUAUUUUAUCAUGUGAAAUUGCAGAACGCUCGAAAACCUUCAUCACCGUGGAAUCCACUCGAGUCCGGAAGAAAUGCGAAAAGUGUCGGAAAAUCUGAAAAUUCCCCUCCAAUACGUGCUUCACUACGACCGGAAACAGAAAUGGAGAAUCAGACACCAAAGGUUCAACUUUCCGAAUGAUUUCCGUUUUGGCGUCCUCAAGUGUAUGAUUGAAUCGGUGAACGAAAAGACCGCAGGAAUGACCAUGUCCAGUUUCGACGAGGACGUUUUCAAGAAAAAGUACUCUUUUUUUUAAAAUGACUUUUGAAUAAGUGUCGAUGUUUUCACAUGGACGCGGAAUCGUAGGAAAGAGCGAAACGUCUUUUGAAGCAUAUUUUUUCAACUGCAUUCAUUUGGUAAACGGUCAAAAUUCUCUAUAAUCUCUCGCCUCUGCGUCUCUGCCCUCUCACACGCUACUCGCCUUUCUCUCGCUCGCCCAGACCUGGUCAAAAUGAACGCAGUUGCACGACGAAGCGUCCUUUUUCUGAGACUUUCCGCUCUUUGCCUCCAUCUAACUAAUUUCCGGUCCGUUUCAGACUCGUCGAAUAUUCGGUGGAUCCGGUAUCGCUCGCAGGUGCGGUCCGACUCUACCACAACAUUUACGAUUCGAAAAAAACGUUUCUGAGCCAUGUGCCGGCCAAUUUUCAACAAAAACUAAUGUUCAUUUACGAGGGACUCGCCAGAUACACGUAUAACGUCAGCAAGACUGCACUGAAAAACAGGAAAAAACAGGUUCGUUUUUUUAAAAUGAAUUUUGUCAUAUUCUGAAAUCGAGACAUUUUUUUCAUUUAACAAUGAAAUCUGGUUUUUUGCAGAGACCCAUGCUCCGCGGAACCACUCUCUUCUCGGUGAUUCUGGAGCAUUUUCGAAAAGAGAAUAAAGAUUGGCAACCGCCGGAACCGCUUCGAUUCUACAUGAAUAUUGUGGAUGUGCCGGGCAUUAUGAGCGGAAUUUCGCACGUGGAAGAGCACCGAAAACGGAGAAGCACGGAGUCGCCGCGAAUUACGGUAGUUGCGAAACGGGUCAAAUUGGAGGAAUUGGAGGAGGAGGAGGAGGAAGACCGGGCCAUCCGAAUGAUCGACGACAAUCGGUUGGAGGUGAGAAUUCGAUUUAAAAAAUGUUUCGUACUGCAGAAAUAUGCCUUGACGUUGGUCCGUAUCAACCGCAAGAGGGCAGGUUUUUACAAUUUUUUCUCGAUUUUAUCUGAAGCAAGUUUUCAAGAUUCACACGGUCACAUAGCUUAAAAAAAUCGGGGAAAAAUGUAAAAAUCUGUGCUUUUGGGCUAGAUACGGAACAACGUCAAGGCACAUUUCUGAAGUGUCAAAUUCGGAAAAGUCAUCAGAAAAAUUGCAGAUCUCAUCGAUUGACGCGGCGAAUCGGACGGCGAAAGACGAGUUGACGGAAGAGCAGGAGCUGACGAAUCUGGAGAUUUCGUCGCUGGACUCGUCCGCGCACGCAUCCGCCGAUCCGCUGCUCAUCCGUCCGGACGAGACGAUUCUCGCGGGCGGAGGCCGCGAUUUUAUAAUGUACGAUCCGGACAUGCCGACGGAAGAACGGAAAUUGCAGAGGAACGAACUGCUGACGACGAGUUUCCAGCCGGAUGACACUCUCGAUUUAUGGGCACAACUUACACAAUGA